CUCACUCAUCACUCCUCACUCUUUGCAGCCUGAUCUACUGAGACUAGCAUCUGCAUGCUUCUCAUGUCCAGCAAGUCAACAACCCCUUGUGUCUUCUUGUCUUUCUUGUCUUGAACCUGAUCUACUGAGACUAGAUCAAUAGCAGAGCAGAGUCUGUAGUUAAAGGCGUAUUCUGUUCGAUCUGACCCUGUACAAGCCAUGGAAAGAGGCAUGGAUCCCGCGGUGAUGGGGGAGGCCAUAGAGACAGGCAUGGAUCCCGCCACGUCGUUGAAAGCCAUGGAUCCCGCCACGUCGGGGAAAGCCAUGCAGAGAGGCAUGGACCCGGCGUUGUACAAGGCCGCGACGCAGGGGAAGGUGGCGAGCUUAAGGCAGCUGGCGGCGGCCGACCCCAAGAUCCUGAGCUCCGUGACCCCCCAGCUCAACACGGCGCUCCACCUCGCCGCCUUACACGGCCACUCCAAGUUCGCCAGCGAGGUCCUCGACAAGAAGAGUGAGCUGCUCGUCGCCAAGAACGACGACGGCGACACCCCGCUGCACUUGGCGGCCAAGGCGGGCAAACUGAAGGUGGCGGAGCUGCUCGUCAGCGUCGCACGAGCCUGGCAGGACGACCCCAACACCGCGGACACGUCGCCCAACAGCCCCCUGCUCGUGACCAACAAUGCGGGCAACACCCCGUUGCACGAGGCGGUGCGGAAGCGCAGGAGCGCCGUGGCGGUGAUGCUGCUCGAGGCCGACCCCAACCGCGGCCACGACCUCAACGGCAGGAAGGAGUCGCCGCUGGACAUGGCCGCCCGCGAGGGCCUUGUCCAGGUCGUCCGCAAGAUAGUCGACAUGCCCUGGGUACAGGGGCGGUUCGUCUUCUCCGUCAGCGGCACGGCUCUGCACCAGGCUGUGCUCGGCGGGCACACCAAGAUCGUGGAGAUCCUGCUGGAGAAGUGCCCUGACCUGAUCGACCAGCCCGACUCCGACGGCAACAACGCCCUGCACUACGCGGCGCAGAAAAACCACCCGCACGCGGUGGAACUACUGCUCAACAGCCGGACGGAGCUGGCCUACAAGCCCAACGGUUGGAUGGAGUCCCCGCUGCACGUCGCCGCGAGCUACGGCUCGACGGAGGCCAUCAAGGCGCUGCUCCGGCACUGCCCCGACGUGGCGGAGAUGGUGGACAGCGAGGGCCGCAACGCCUUCCACGCCUCCAUCAUCAGUGGCAAGAUGAGUGCGCUCAGGUGCCUGCUCCGCCAUGUCCGUCGCCCCGAGCUGCUCAACCGCGUCGACAAGCACGGAAACACGCCCCUGCACCUCGCCGCCCAGAUGAGCCGCGUCCCGUCCGCGGUGAUGCUGCUCAAUGACCGCCGCGUCGACCCCUGCGUCCUCAACCACAAGGGCCAGACGGCGCGCAGCCUCGUCGAGAUGAAGUUGCCCAGCGGUGAGAUGGAUGCCUACGAGAUGUACCUAUGGAAGCAGCUCAAGCGGCAAGAGUCCAUCAGGUGCGGCAAGCAGCAGCUGCCGCCCCUCGCAACCUACCCCAGCCGCAGGGCCUCCAAUGACAAAUACUUCGAGCGCAUCGUCGAGACCUACAUCCUCGUUGCAACCCUCAUCGCCACCGUCACCUUCGCCGCCACCUUCACCAUGCCCGGCGGCUACCACCAGGAGAAAGGCAUCGCCCUUCAUGGCCACAAGACCGCCUUCAAGAUCUUCAUCAUCUCCAACACAGUCGCUAUGUGCAGCUCCAUCAUUGUCGUCUUCUGCUUCAUCUGGGCAUGGCAAGACCCCGUCAAGUUCAAGGUUGACCAGCUCUUGUGGGGCCACAGGCUCACCGUCCUCGCCUGCCUCGCCAUGCUCGUCUCACUAAUGACUGCCGUCUACAUCACCGUAGCGCCCACAGCGCGGUGGCCGGCCUAUGUCGUCAUCGCCAUUGGCUCCAGCACUCCGGCCGUGGUCUUCCUCAUUCUGGGCAGGGAGGUGAUCUACGUCCCGCUAUAACUAGUAGCCAUCAACAUGUGCCGACUGUAUAUGCUAGUAAUUAUACAAAACACGCUCUACGUUAUUCUCAUAAAUAUUUUGACUUGUGUUCUUUGAAGAUAUGAU
This is a messenger RNA of Phragmites australis (common reed), 2088 nucleotides long. RefSeq names its product protein ACCELERATED CELL DEATH 6-like. The record is from RefSeq and is a predicted model, not a curated record. Lineage: Eukaryota; Viridiplantae; Streptophyta; Magnoliopsida; Poales; Poaceae. The transcript has 2 exons. Gene Ontology annotation, molecular function: protein phosphatase 1 binding; protein phosphatase regulator activity. The coding region runs from base 199 to 1983 and encodes 594 amino acids. Gene Ontology annotation, cellular component: plasma membrane.